UCUCCAACUAAAUUACACGAAGUUCUAUGGAAGUUUUGAGCACUUCCCUAAGAAUUUGAUAUGGUUAUGUUGGCAUGGAUUCUCUUCGAGAUCCAUACCAAAUCACGUAUGUUUGGAGAAGCUGGUGGUUCUUGAUCUAUCCAGAAGCUGUCUAGUUGAUGCUUGGAAAGGCAAACCGUUUUUUCCAAAAUUGAAAAUUCUUGAUCUCCGUCACUCUCAUGAUCUCAUUAGAACCCCAGACUUCUCGGGUCUCCCAGCCCUUGAAAAACUAAUACUUGAAGACUGCAUCCGUUUGGUUCAAAUUCAUGAAUCUAUUGGUGAUUUACAAAGAUUGUUGAUCUUAAAUCUAAGAAAUUGUACAAGUCUUAUGGAGCUUCCAGAAGAAAUGAGUAGAUUGAAUUCACUUCAAGAGCUGGUUUUAGGUGGUUGCUCAAAUCUUGACAGCUUGAAUAUGGAGUUAGAGCAUCAUCAGUGGCGCAGCUUGCUUCAAAGCGAUGAAAUUGUUGCAAGUACAUCACACAUUACAUCUCUUCCAUUGAAGCUAUUCUUUCCCUCUAGGUUUUCAGCGAGGAAAAUAUUGAGAUUUACGUUGUUUUCGCUGCCACGCUCCUUGACGAGACUAGAUUUAAGUGGAACUCCAAUUCGUUUUCUUCCAGAAAGCAUCAAGGAUCUUGGUCCACUCAGACAUCUAUAUUUAAGAAAUUGCAAAAUGCUUCAGGCACUCCUAGAGCUUCCAUCCCAUUUGUGGUCGUUAGAUGUGUCCUUUUGCUAUUCACUGCAAAGACCUGCAAAUCCAAACAGUUCGAAUAAAGCAGAUGGUUGUGAUCAAUUUGUCGAGUUCCAAGAUUGGAUAAAGCAAGAAUUAAUCCAAACGUUUGACUCACACGUGUUCAGAAUAAUGGAAACGGUUUGUGCUCAAAUACAGCCAUCGAGAUUUCAGAUGACAUUUGUAUAUGGCAAAUUCAACUUUGUCAACUUUGUAUUUGAUGAAGAUGAGAUGUUAAGGAGGUUUCAUGAAGAGGAAGAAGAGGAUAAAUGGCUAAUUCAGAAUGAGUUUACAGAUAACUUUUCAUUCAAAAUAUCCUCACCUCCUGCGCACCGGAUAUGUGGCUUUAAUCUGUUCACAAGGUUUAGUGUGACGUCAGAGUACAGUUGCCAUGAAGAAGUUGGUAUUGGAAUCAGAAACAAUAUCAGUGGUCAAUCCUUGAGUCGUCAAGGGGUCUUCCCUGCGUGUAACAUGCGGAGGUUUCGUGAAAUCCAAUCGCUAAGCCACUGGAAAUUAGGGGCCAAUGAUCCUACAUUUGAUAAUGGUGAUGACGUGAGUAUUUCAGUGCUUCCACAUGAUCCAUCGCUAAGCAACUGGAUUUUCGCCACAUAUGAUAACGGUGAUGACAUGAGUAUUUCAGUGCUUCAACAUGAGCCAGCUAUUCAAAUAAGGACGAUUGGUAUCCAAUGGUUGCAUGAAGAGGAAGGAAAUGAUAAUGAUAUCCAAUCAAAGAAUGAAGAUAUCACAUCCCAUUGCAGCAGCUCAUCAAACAGUGAAGUUAUCAAUGCCCACAACAGUAGCGAUGAAGAUGACGUACUCAAAGUAGGAAUAGCUUCUCAUAUUUUUAGAAAUUAUUAUUGCCUUUCCCAUUAUAAUCAUGAUGCCAUGGAAGCAAGGAUGUGGACUUUUGAAAAGAAAGUUCCAGAGGCAAUAGAACAAUGAUAGGUUGAAUUAAACAAUUGGUGAUUUUUAAUAGUUGUAUAAUACGGACCUUGCAUUAAGAGUUUUCAAUCAUUUGCUCAAUAAAUUAAAAAUUCCA
Populus trichocarpa (black cottonwood) is the source of this 1805-nucleotide messenger RNA. RefSeq lists its product as uncharacterized. The record is from RefSeq and is a predicted model, not a curated record. The transcript has 3 exons. Lineage: Eukaryota; Viridiplantae; Streptophyta; Magnoliopsida; Malpighiales; Salicaceae. Bases 368 to 1708 code for a protein of 446 amino acids.